AUGGAUUGCCAAAAGUACAAAGAUGGAGUGUCAUUACGACCGAUUUUGGAUAUGUGCAACUCACCAUAUCAUGUCUUGGUAAAGUGGUUGGCCAAAUUGUUAGAACCCGUUCGAGUUAGUUUGGCAAAACACUAUGUCCAAGAUACAUUUACUCUUGUGGAAAAAAUUCGUGACAUAAACUUGGUCGAUCGAACAAUGCUCUCGCUGAACGUCAGCUCGUCAUUCACAAAUGUUCCCAUCAGCGAAACGAUUGAAUACCUGUGCAGUUAUUUACGAACCAAUAAUGUGGAGCUCGGCCUCCCUUUGGAUGACCUUAAACAACUGCUUUAUUUCUGCACGUAUAAUGUUCAGUUCAAGUUUAACGAGGAGAUCUAUCGACAAAAGGAUGGCGUAGCCAUGGGGUCUCCGCUGGGAACGUUUUUUCGCGGAUUUAUUCAUGGCGAAGUUUGA
Messenger RNA from Echinostoma caproni, 450 nucleotides. NCBI's taxonomy places the organism in Eukaryota, Metazoa, Platyhelminthes, Trematoda, Plagiorchiida, Echinostomatidae. The record is from the annotation of a GenBank genome assembly.